Pisolithus orientalis is the source of this 962-nucleotide messenger RNA. RefSeq names its product ADP-ribosylation factor. NCBI's taxonomy places the organism in Eukaryota, Fungi, Basidiomycota, Agaricomycetes, Boletales, Pisolithaceae. Gene Ontology annotation, molecular function: GTPase activity; GTP binding. The transcript is spliced from 6 exons. The coding region runs from base 1 to 579 and encodes 192 amino acids. The record is from RefSeq and is a predicted model, not a curated record. Gene Ontology annotation, cellular component: plasma membrane; cytoplasm. Gene Ontology annotation, biological process: intracellular protein transport; vesicle-mediated transport.
AUGGGUCUCUCGGUCUCACGUCUCCUUUCCACCCUCUUCAAGAACAGGGAAAUGCGUAUUCUGAUGGUGCGACCUCCAGGCUACAGCACGCGCCAAGUUGGGCUCGAUGCUGCAGGUAAAACGACCAUUCUCUACAAGCUCAAACUCGGCGAGAUUGUCACCACGAUUCCUACGAUUGGGUUUAACGUCGAAACCGUGGAAUACAAGAACAUCUCGUUUACCGUCUGGGACGUUGGAGGCCAGGACAAGAUCCGCCCCUUAUGGAGGCAUUACUUCCAAAAUACUCAGGGCAUCAUCUUUGUGGUUGAUUCGAAUGACCGAGAGCGUGUGUCUGAGGCACGAGAGGAACUCCAACGGAUGUUAAACGAAGACGAGCUGCGGGAUGCCCUGCUUCUUGUUUUUGCCAACAAACAAGAUCUUCCCAACGCUAUGAACGCCGCCGAAAUCACCGAUAAACUUGGUUUACAAGCGCUUAGGCAGCGGACAUGGUACAUUCAGGCUGCAUGUGCUACCUCCGGUGAUGGUCUCUACGAGGGUCUAGAGUGGCUGGCCAACAACAUCAAGCGACGGGGAAUGUAAGGUUCGAUGGUGGGGUCAGUGUGCAUCUGACACAUUCCUUAUGACCUUGUAUGACACACUUUCCGCUGAACUGCUGCUUGCACCCCAGUUCCUUUGGUUUUCCUCUGAUCUUGAUAUGCGAAUUAUGCAGCUAGUAAGGAUGCGAUAAUUGCAGCUCUUUUGUAAGUUCACCCAUAGAAAUUUUAAUACCUCCAUGACUGCGUUUCCAUCCGAGAUCUUGUGCAACUACUGCUUUACGCGGUUGUCGAAAUCUGAAGCCUGAGCCUGACCGACAAAUGUCGGAUACUUUGUCUUCGUUGUCCCCUGCAAGUUCCUAACACUAAUGUGAAUUAUUUGAACCGGUACACUCAAGGGUAUGGGUCUGCCUGGAGACUGCACGUAAU